AUGAGAUCCUUUGACCAAACAUCCUCACCUAUCUUCGUCCUCCAGCCGCAAAGCCCGCCACAGCCUUCCUACAAUAUUGCUUCAAAUAGGCCAACUUUCAACCCGCCUUUUGCCAAUAGCAUCACUGCUUCUCCACACUCAUCGUCUUGGGCGAAUCUCACACCUUCUCCCGUGUCAGCUUCAGCCGCAGGGCGCAAACGCUCGCGCGAUGAGGCAGCGCCCAACCUUGAGGAAGAUGUUCAACGCUAUACCCAGACCCCUGCGCCACCUGAGAACGAAGACGAGUGGGAAUAUGGUGAGGGUAUGACGCUGAUUAAACCCAGCGGCAGCGGCUACAUCAUCUCUGCCGGCAGCCAGACAGGGACAUGGGCCGAAGAGAAAGUCGAGGAAGAAAUAAAAUCUACCACUAUCCCGAAUCCUGAAAUGCCAGCCCAUCGCUCCGCCAAGAGCCAAAGGCUAGAUUACACGCCAUCGCAUUCAGCUGGGGAGCAGGCCCAGUAUGCGCCUGUCUCCCCUUCCGCCUGGCCAUCAAAUGAACACACAGAGCCAACGGUUGAUGACUUUACGCGACAUUUGGGUAUCGGCUGGUCAUUGAUCAGCGCGGACAGCGACAUCCAAGCUGCCGCGCGGGGCUGGUCGAAAUUCAUCGAUAAUCAUUUUCCGGUCACAGACGCGAAGAUAAGACUGCAAAGCAGGGGUCUGGCGAGUUACCUCGUCGAGGCGAAUGAGGGGUACUUCUUGUUCAGUGAAGAUCUGAAGCAAGGAAGAUUGGUGAGCACGAGCCUAGAGAAGACUUGGGAGAAUCUUCGUGGCCCUGUUCCUGUCUUCGAUGGAGAGAAUGUGAUGGAGGCUGGAGAGACACCAAAGACGAAUGGCGGACUGUCGCCCAUGGUUAAUGGAGCACACGGCCAAGGGAUGGCAAUGAAUGGAGUUGAUGGAGCUGCUGCCAACGGCGGUCAUAGCCUUGGGGGCCAGACUCUUGAGCUCGAGAUGGACAUGAGCUAG
This is a messenger RNA of Amorphotheca resinae ATCC 22711, 1005 nucleotides long. RefSeq lists its product as hypothetical. The record is from RefSeq and is a predicted model, not a curated record. NCBI's taxonomy places the organism in Eukaryota, Fungi, Ascomycota, Leotiomycetes, Helotiales, Amorphothecaceae. Bases 1 to 1005 code for a protein of 334 amino acids. The transcript has a single exon.